AUGGCCUUCCAACUGGGAGCAAGAGUUAAUGGAAUCACACCAAACAGUUUGGAGAUUGAUAUACCUAUGCAUGCUAAUAGUACUCUCAAAACUGAAAAAGAGAGCAACAACAUUGAUUACUUUCAAAGAGCACAGUGGCUUAGAGCAGCCAUGUUAGGAGCCAACGAUGGAUUAAUCACUGUUGCCUCAUUGAUGAUUGGUGUUGGAGCUAUAAAAGAAGACAUCAGUGUGAUGCUUCUUGCAGGUUUUGCUGGUUUGGUAGCUGGUGCUUGUAGCAUGGCAAUUGGUGAGUUUGUGUCUGUGUAUACACAAUAUGACAUUGAGGUAGCUCAGAUGAAAAGAGAAAGAGAAGCUAAUAAUACUAAUGGAGUAGUUAAUGAUGAAAGUGCCGAAAGGGAGAAAUUGCCGAAUCCGUUUCAGGCAGCCUUAGCAUCAGCACUAGCAUUUUCUGUUGGUGCUGUUAUGCCAUUGCUAGCGGCUGCGUUUAUAAAGGAUCAUAGGAUUAGGAUGAGUGCUGUUGCUGCUGUUGUUAGCAUGGCACUGUUAGUGUUUGGAGGAAUUGGAGCAUUGGUUGGAAAAACUCCAGUGAUGAGGUCUUGUGUUAGGGUUCUUAUUGGUGGUUGGAUGGCUAUGGCCAUUACUUUUGGUUUCACCAAACUGAUUGGCACUACUGGACUUUGA
Messenger RNA from Vicia faba (fava bean), 681 nucleotides. The record is from the annotation of a GenBank genome assembly. Lineage: Eukaryota; Viridiplantae; Streptophyta; Magnoliopsida; Fabales; Fabaceae.